AUGUCCUCUGUAUUGAUGAGGUUGAUGUUGGUAAUUUUAUUAAACCAAGUGUACGCGCGUAAUAUACCGAGAGAUACCGAGGUAAUAUUGCUGCCAGUAUGGAACUCGAAAGGCGCAUCAGAGAUUCCCUUAACUUUCAAAGUCUUUGGGCAAUUGAUCCAGUUGAAUCUACGUAGAAAUGAUAACAUCGUAUCGCCUCAGUUUCAAGUCUGGAAACACAAUGCAAAGAGCAUCACGGAAGAAUUGUCGCAGUUAAGUGCACCGGAUCCUUGUUAUUAUCUUCACAAGAGUCAUGAAGGUUCCGCAGCCAUAAGUUUUUGUCAAGAACAUGGAUUGCACGGGCUCGUCUUUCUGGAAAACGUUACAUUGGAGAUCACGCCUUUGCGAAACGACCUUGCAUCUUCACCCUUACUCAUCGACGACCAUUAUGUUAAAGAAGAAGCCAGUCUUCCGUUGGGUGACCCUCAUGUAGUCAAGCGAUCAUCAUCGAGAUCACCGUUCAUUGAUCUAGAUUUUGAAAGAACUAAGCGACGCCUAAUACGAGAUACUAAAGAAAAUUUAACAUUGGAACUGGCAGUCUUCUUCGACGAGGCUGCGUAUCGUUUGUUCUCGCCUUUUCUGGAUGAGGACGAUGAGAAGAUUCGUGACAUGUUGUUAGCGUACGUUAAUGGAAUUCAGGCACUGUAUCAUCAUCCGAGUCUCGGUGUCUCAAUCGACAUCUCAUUGAUACGCUUAGACAUUAUUCAAAGGCAGCCAAUCGAUCUACCGCAUUUUGGCGGCGAGAGAGGUAGCUUGUUGGAUUCGUUUUGUUAUUACGCGAACGCUCGCAAUCCUCCGGAGGACUCUCAUUUCCAUCACUGGGACAUGGGCCUCUACGUAACUGGGCUGGACCUUUACGCGAUCGAAAACGGAAGGAAGAACGGCGCUACCAUGGGAUUAGCCACCGUCGGCGGUUUGUGCAUCCCACAUUAUUCCUGCGUGAUAGCAGAAUUGGGAGUUACGGAUCAACUUGGUAAGCCGUAUCCGUCUGCGGGCUUUACAUCGGUUUAUAUCGCCGCUCAUGAAAUCGGUCACAAUUUAGGAAUGCCACAUGAUUCAAGUGGCAAUACGUGUCCAAAGGAUGGAUACAUAAUGUCACCCAGUAGAGGCGUUCGAGGUGAGACGGUCUGGUCCGACUGUAGCCGUGAGGUGGCCAAGAUGCUUUCGCAAACGAAACACUGUCUCUUGGAUCAGCCGGAGCCACGAAAUUUCUCGGAUACGCUCGCGCACAAUCAUUCGCGGUAUCGCGAUUCACCUGGAAGAGAAUGGACCGCGAAGAAGCAGUGCGAGUUACUUUUACGCGACAAGGACGCGGACGUUGUUACAUUGUAUCAGGCGUGUCAGUCUUUGCAAUGCAAAACGCCUCACAGGAGUGGAUAUUAUUUCGCAGGACCAGCGUUAGACGGAACUCGAUGCGCGUUCGGUAGAGAAUGCCGCGGUGGAGAAUGCCUACCCGUUCCCGAACCAGCACCGGAAUCGUUUGAUAGCGAGAAGGAUAGCUGGAGCGAAUGGAAGGAAGGUUCCUGCAGUAGCGGUUGUUUGCAGAGAUCCAAAGGUGCCCGAGUUAGGCGACGAUUCUGCGAGAAUCGAAACCGUCUGAGGAUGGCGAGAGAUUGCAAAGGGCUGUAUUACGAUGUAAUAUUGUGCAAGGAUGAGAAACUUUGCAAGAAGAAACGCAGAACAAUCGACGAGUUUGCCACGCUGAAAUGUGGCCUUUUCAGCGAAAGAUUACCCGAGUUGGACGGCACGGCGAAAGGAUUGCAGGCGGCUCACGAAACCGACAUGCCAUGGAUGGCCUGCGCUAUAUUCUGUCGGCGAAAGGACAUUGCCGCUUAUUACGCACCACGCGUCGAAUUAAAUGACCUUGGACUCGACCCAUACUUUCCGGAUGGAACAUGGUGCCACGCUGAAGAGGGCCAAGAUUACUUUUGUCGUCAGCAUCACUGUCUGCCAGAAUACUUUCGAUUCGGUAAAAAAUUGCCGAAAGCUUAUCGGUACCGGGACGACAAUGAGGAAUUGGGACCGCAAAACGCACAAAAUCGACUUGGAUUCGCCGAUCGAUCGAGUGUCAUCAAGUACCUGACAUCAGGCCCAGAUGGUAUACCUUUGUUAACUUCUGUAUCGCACGGUAUCGCUUCUCCGUUCGGUGAAGAUGAAUGGAUCGACAAGGAUUAUAUCGAAUUACCUCCAUCUGUAUCAGAAUCGCCUUAUCCCAUUAUUAACAGUUAGUUACACCAUUAAUACAAUAUUAAUAUUAAGAGGGAAAGAUGAACUGGUGAACGAGGAAAAAGAAUCGAUAGCUAUUAGUCGAUCUAGCGACAGGGUCACUAUAUAUUGCAAGACAAGGAGAGAAGUAAACUACUGCGUAAAGUGGACGCAUAUUCUCCCGAUUCGUACGAGAUGCCUCGAGAGCACUCGAGAGAUAGGACGAGAGAGCGAUGACGUCAUCCACUUCGCCAUCUAUUUUAAGAGUGUCCCGAUGUUAUAUUCGUAUUUCCAUAGGAGCGGAACAGAGAAUCGAGGGUAAUAAAGAAAAUGUGUGUCGUAUAACUUAA
Molecule: messenger RNA, 2594 nt
Organism: Trachymyrmex septentrionalis
Lineage: Eukaryota; Metazoa; Arthropoda; Insecta; Hymenoptera; Formicidae
Gene: stl
Product: A disintegrin and metalloproteinase with thrombospondin motifs 2-like
Exons: 5
Coding region: 1-2268 (755 amino acids)
Biological process (GO): proteolysis
Molecular function (GO): metalloendopeptidase activity
Source: RefSeq, a predicted model, not a curated record